UCGAACAGCAAUGGCGGAGGCAAUGAAGCUAAGUAGAAAUCAUGCUCCUCCCAGUGACUCCAGUAAAAUGUCCAGCUAUACAGACUGUAUGGAUUCGUUACUGCAACUGCUAGCAGACUUCGGGGAAGAGCUGAAAUUUGGGGAUGCUGCUUUGAAAAUAGAUGUCAACCCCAGCGCUGUGAAUCUUCAAUCAUCUCCACCUGCUCAUGUUUACAGCUCAUUACAAGGACAUAUCGCUGAAUUACAGGCUGUUUCAGAAAGCCUAAAGGCGUUGUUGGAUGCUGAGGCUGAUGCAUCCUCUUUAAAGAACACAUCAGAAGAUGCUGUCAUCUCAUCUUCAAGCAGUGCACAGACGGCCACCCAGUCUGAGCACCAUUCGCACAGCUCCGGGGCUACAGAGAGCAAGACGGCGGCUGAUGACGUCAUGGUUCAGAUCCGAGCUGGGAAGUCAGAGAUUGAGCGAAGAAUAUCUGCAUUUAUGGAACGCAAGCAGAUGGAGAUCAAUGAAAACAAUGUACGCGAGUUUUGCAACGUGAUCGACUGCAAUCAGGAAAACAGCUGUGCCAGAACAGAUGCAGUAUUCACUCCUUACCCGGGUUUUAAAAGCCACGUAAAAGUCACACGAGUAGUAAACACUUACGGACCCCAGACCCGUAAUGGGGGAGACCAAGCAGAGGCUGGGGAUAAACAGAGGGGGCCACUGACGAGAGACUGUGGAAAUGCAGCCAUAGAGGAACGACUCAACAACAUCGAGGCUCACCUCAAACUUCCAGCAGUGGGUCCAGUUCCACUGAGUGUCUACCAGCGACUCAAGAAGUUGGAGGAUCGUAUACUCGAGUUGGAGGGACUCUCGCCUGAGUACUUUCAAUCCACAAGUCACCUGCACAAACGACAAAAGACGUCCCCUGCUCAGUCCUGCAGCCUGACAGAGCUGGAUGAGAAGAUAAGCGCAGUGAAAGCAGCUCUGCUGAAGAGGGCAACUGAGUUUGGGCCUGAAUUUGGAACAGAUUGUACAUUGUGAUAUAUUCAUAAGCACAAACAAAUACUCGAGUUCAGCUGCUCAAGCAUUCACAGUGUGUCAUCAUUUUCUUUUCCUCCAACUCUCAGCUACUCAUUAGCAGCAUUCUCAUCGUCUGUGUCAUUAAAAACUCCCACAAACUCUUCAUAUGACAUUUGACGAUAUUGGAUGGAAAUUGUGUACUGCUAUAACAGUUAAAUGAAAUAUAAAUUUUCUGUAAAUAAAUCUAUAUUUUCCUCCAUGAA
Pelmatolapia mariae (spotted tilapia) is the source of this 1263-nucleotide messenger RNA. It is a transcript of the gene mbip, whose product is annotated as MAP3K12 binding inhibitory protein 1. The coding region runs from base 11 to 1021 and encodes 336 amino acids. The record is from RefSeq and is a predicted model, not a curated record. The transcript is spliced from 9 exons. NCBI's taxonomy places the organism in Eukaryota, Metazoa, Chordata, Actinopteri, Cichliformes, Cichlidae.